Messenger RNA from Tachysurus fulvidraco (yellow catfish), 1013 nucleotides. It is a transcript of the gene prok2, whose product is annotated as prokineticin 2. NCBI's taxonomy places the organism in Eukaryota, Metazoa, Chordata, Actinopteri, Siluriformes, Bagridae. The coding region runs from base 262 to 585 and encodes 107 amino acids. The transcript has 3 exons. The record is from RefSeq and is a predicted model, not a curated record.
CCUUCUUUUUAACAAAAAAAAAUAAAUAUCUGAAUGACUCACACUGGGUCUGAAUGGAGCGUGUUGUAUAUAAAUCAAUCUUGAAGGCCACCUCUUGGUCCCACAAUCUCACACACUCCCUCAGGCUCCACACACCCAUUAUGAGACCAUCCUUUUUUACCAGUACAUCCUAGUACCGUGAAUAUAAACAUAGCAUACUUCUACAAAAUUAAAUUAUUUUUGCACUUUGAACUCCAAAACAAGAAAUCCAGGGUGUGAGCCAUGAGGUCCAGCUUCUGUCUGUUUUUCUUCUUGCUACUGGUGUCAUACGGCUCUGGAGCCGUCAUCACAGGGUCAUGUACAAAAGAUUCCCAGUGUGGUGGCAGUAUGUGCUGCGCGGUCAGCCUGUGGAUACGCAGCCUUCGGAUGUGUGUGCCGAUGGGAAUGGAGGGAGAAGAAUGCCAUCCUAUGAGCCAUAAGGUUCCAUUCGGUGGGAAGAGACUCCAUCACACAUGCCCAUGUUUGCCAAACUUGGCAUGUAUUACUACAGAGGAAGGCAACUCCAGAUGUCUCUCACUAUCCAAGUUCCAAGAUUAUUAUCUCUGAUCUAUAUACAUGCUCAUAUGUGCUAUGAAGGCUAUAUAGAAUGUAUAAUGUCCAAUUUGUUUAGUUCAUUUAUGGAAAUAUUGUUAUUUAUUUAGAAAAAAAAGUCCUUACAUAUAAUAUGUUGAGCCAGGACUAAUCAAAUCUGUCUCAAAAUGUCUUCAUUAAUAAAACUAAAGAUAAUUACAUUUUGUUGCAACAAAGUCUGUACAUGAACAAUGAAGUACUCUAUUAUUCUUUUAAAUAUUUUGUCUGGUUGAUGCAAUUACAGGUCACAAAUGAUUUGGUUGCAUGGUUUCACAACUCACUUGCAUUGCUUCCUCACUGCUCCAAGAUCCCAGGUUCAAACCUGAGCUUUGGUUGCUCUCUGUAGAUCUCCUUCAGGUUCUCCACCUCCCUAACAUGACUGGUAAAAUUUGGUAUUAAAUAAU